This is a messenger RNA of Ochotona curzoniae (black-lipped pika), 1537 nucleotides long. RefSeq names its product stathmin 4 (gene STMN4). Gene Ontology annotation, molecular function: tubulin binding. The transcript is spliced from 6 exons. NCBI's taxonomy places the organism in Eukaryota, Metazoa, Chordata, Mammalia, Lagomorpha, Ochotonidae. Gene Ontology annotation, biological process: neuron projection development; microtubule depolymerization; regulation of microtubule polymerization or depolymerization. The coding region runs from base 332 to 982 and encodes 216 amino acids. The record is from RefSeq and is a predicted model, not a curated record. Gene Ontology annotation, cellular component: neuron projection; cytoplasm.
CCUUGGCCCAUGCAAUUCUGGGGAACCCACCUCUGCAGCUUCCUGGGGGGCUUUGUGAUGGGGAAGCCAGUUUUGAAAUAAUCAUGAGUGUACAGCAUCUGAGAUGAACAGGGGUGAUGUGGAAGAGAGUUAAUGUUUGGGAAACAGAAUUGGCAGGCAGAGGUGAAAGCAGGAAGGGACAUUGUGGUGACCUCCUUGGUGAUGUAAGGCCCUUCCUCAGGGAAAACUCUGUUGGUAUUCUCUUGUUCUCAGGUUUGUGACCAAGUCCUGAGCUGGUGCCAUUCCUACCCUGUGACCUCCAGUUGGAUUCAACCACCAGGUCUCAGCAAACAUGACCCUUGCUGCCUACAAAGAGAAGAUGAAGGAGCUGCCGCUGGUGUCCUUGUUCUGCUCCUGCUUCCUGGCUGACCCCAUGAGCAAAUCAUCCUACAAGUAUGAAGGCUGGUGUGGGAGACAGUGUAGGAGGAAAGGUCAAAGCCAGCGGAAAGACAGUGCUGACUGGAGAGAAAGAAGAGAAGAGGCAGACACAGUGGACCUGAACUGGUGUGUCAUUUCCGACAUGGAAGUCAUCGAGCUGAACAAGUGCACUUCAGGCCAGUCCUUCGAGGUCAUCCUGAAGCCACCCUCCUUUGAUGGGGUUCCCGAGUUCAAUGCUUCCCUACCUCGGAGACGAGACCCAUCCCUGGAAGAGAUCCAGAAGAAACUAGAAGCAGCUGAGGAGCGAAGGAAGUACCAAGAAGCCGAGCUCCUAAAACAUCUAGCAGAGAAAAGAGAACAUGAGCGGGAGGUGAUCCAAAAAGCCAUUGAAGAAAACAAUAACUUCAUCAAGAUGGCUAAGGAAAAACUGGCCCAGAAGAUGGAAUCCAACAAGGAGAAUCGAGAGGCACACCUUGCUGCCAUGUUGGAACGGCUGCAAGAGAAGGACAAGCAUGCCGAGGAGGUGCGGAAAAAUAAGGAGCUUAAGGAAGAGGCCUCCAGGUAAAGCCCAGAGGCCAAAGACGUUUCCAGGACAGCCGGACAGCUACAGCAGCUCCUGAGGCAGCCUCUCCCGCAGGCUGCUCUCCCAGCACUGGGGUUUGGGGGGAGGGGGGUGGCCAAGGGGCGUUUCCACUGCUUUUGGUGUUUGUACAUGUGAAGAAUUGACCAGUGAAGCCAUCCUAUUUGUUUCUGGGGGAACAAUGAUUGGGUGGGAGAUGGGAGAGAAGGAGAGAAUUUGGGAAAUGGAGGUGGAGAAGAACUCAAGGACAUUGCUACGCUGCUCACUGCAGACUCCGGCCAAAUCCUCCAUUUUCAUAUCUCUGCCUGGACACUGAGCACUCAGGCACCACAUCGAAGAAAGAUAAGAACCAAGGCAGAGGUUCAGAGUGAAGGGCAGAAUUCUGAGUGAGGGUGGCGGUAGUGGCAGGGCCCACAGGAGAAGCCUGGCACGAGUGGGUGUGGGAUCCGGAGGUGUGGUUUCCGCCUUGCAGCAGGUGGAAUGAUGUUUGAGUGUAUGUAUGUGUUAACCAUCAUUUUUGAUCAUGACCAAUGAACCAUU